GAUAUCACCAGCUUGCUCUCCCUGCAGCGUCUGCCCCGUCUGACUGAAAAAACAUGGGUCUGGAAAACGAAAAAUCGGACACAAGUAUAAUUAUGGACGAAGACGAGUUCAACAGAUCCAUAGAGCCCAUUCUGUCGAAGAAAGGGAAGGUGUACUACUCAGAGGCGCCGGACCGAGAUCCACACGAUAUCAACGCGCACUUGAAGGUUGGUUUUGAAGAUGUCAUCGCAGAGCCUAUGUCCUCUCACAGCUUUGAUAGAGUGUGGAUAGGAAGCAACGCAGUGUUUGAGCUGAUAAAGUUCAUCUUUUAUCGCUUGCUGACCACGCUGCUGGCUGUGCCCAUGGCUUUCAUCCUCGGACUGGUGUUCGGGGUGCUCAGCUGCAUCCACAUCUGGUUGGUGAUGCCCGUGAUCCAGAGCCUCAUGAUGCUGUUGCCGUCGAUCCAGGUGGUGUGGAGGAGCCUGACGGACAUGUUCAUAACGCCGCUCUUCCACAGCAUGGGAAAGACACUGUCGUCCAUUCAUGUUAAAAUCACAGAGAACUGAUGCAGACACCUCUCUGUUCCACAGGAGAGAGAAAUGUGGGACCGACCGGAGCCAAAGCUAAAAAAGGUGGUGAAUGAUACUUGUAGGGGAAUAUGUGGGCUCUUUAUAAAGUCAUAGUAUAAAAUCCUGCAGAAUCCUUUAGAAAGGACGUAAAACAGGUGAUUGCGAUUAGUGAUAAAUUCAUAAAGCAUCUUGGGUUUAAUUCAGGUCAUUUACUCCUGAUCAUGUAAUAAAGGAUCACAUUUAGGUUAAAACUGGUCUAUACAUUUGGAUGAAAAGUGAAUAUUUUUACAUAUCAAUAAGUUAAAUUUAACUGUGUUUUCACCAUAAUUUAAAUUAAUAUAUUUCAUCAUGCAGUUAAGACCUGAUUCAUAUUCACAUAUAGUCAAUUACAUGCCGUUGAAAUAUCAGUUAUACAAAUUUAGAUGUUCUUUUUAACCCAGAUGCCGAGUCGUCAUUUGACCUAAAGAUCAAUAAACCCACGCUUAGAUGUUUAUGAUUAAUAGAUUCAUCUCUAUAGGAAUGUAAGCGGUCGGUGAUAAACAUUUUGACCGUGCGGGACUUUAUGAGGAGCUCACGUGCACCACCCAAAAUGGAGUUGUUUUGCUGAUUGUGACCAAAAAAAAAAAGAUUCUUGUCAUUCCAUUACUUCGUCGCUGAGAGAGACAGAGUGUAACAUUGUUGUUAAGGCAAAUAUAGUACUGAGUUGCUAAGAGAUGUAAUAUUUCUGCUUUUGAUAUAUAUAUAUAUAUAUAUAUAUGUAUGUUGUGUAUAUAUUGCGAUUAAUUCAGCUAGAGG
Scomber scombrus (Atlantic mackerel) is the source of this 1343-nucleotide messenger RNA. RefSeq names its product caveolin 2 (gene cav2). The transcript is spliced from 3 exons. Gene Ontology annotation, molecular function: molecular adaptor activity; protein kinase binding. Gene Ontology annotation, cellular component: perinuclear region of cytoplasm; Golgi apparatus; caveola. NCBI's taxonomy places the organism in Eukaryota, Metazoa, Chordata, Actinopteri, Scombriformes, Scombridae. The record is from RefSeq and is a predicted model, not a curated record. Gene Ontology annotation, biological process: positive regulation of MAPK cascade; caveola assembly; negative regulation of endothelial cell proliferation. The coding region runs from base 54 to 545 and encodes 163 amino acids.